This is a messenger RNA of Arvicola amphibius (Eurasian water vole), 1239 nucleotides long. Its product is annotated as HLA class I histocompatibility antigen, alpha chain G-like. Gene Ontology annotation, cellular component: external side of plasma membrane. Gene Ontology annotation, molecular function: peptide antigen binding; signaling receptor binding. The record is from RefSeq and is a predicted model, not a curated record. NCBI's taxonomy places the organism in Eukaryota, Metazoa, Chordata, Mammalia, Rodentia, Cricetidae. Gene Ontology annotation, biological process: positive regulation of T cell mediated cytotoxicity; antigen processing and presentation of endogenous peptide antigen via MHC class Ib; immune response. The transcript has 7 exons.
AUGGGGUUCACAGUGCCAAGAGCCCUUCUUCUGCUGCUGGCAGCCACCCUGUCCCCAACUCUGGCCCUCUCGAGCUCACACUCCCUGCAGUAUUUCUCCACCGUCUUCUACAAUCCUGGCUAUGGCGAACCUCGGGUCAGGGUCGUCGGCUACGUGGACAACACACAGAUCUUGAGCUUUGACAGCGACAAUGAGAGUCAGCGAGUGGAGCCGCGGGUGCCAUUUAUGGCGCAGGAUCCUGAGCAUUUGGAUGAACUGACGCGUCUCGGCAGGCGCAUCUUAAUAAUUGGCCGAAUCGAACUGAGGACCCUGUUCAACUACCGUAGCAAGAGAGAGAAUGGGUCUCACACUAUCCAGAAGAUUUGCGGCUGCGACGUUGGGCCAGACCACCGCCUACUCCGUGGGUAUGAGCAGAUCGCUUAUGAUACCCAGGAUUACAUCUCUCUGACUGAGGACCUGCGCUCCUGGAUCGCAGCGGAUACCCAGGAGGCUCAGAGCACCAGGCGCAAGUGGGAGGCAGCUGGGUUUGCAAGGCUUUUUAAAUCUUUCUUGGAAGGAGAGUGUGUGACGUGGCUUCUCAAAUACCUGGAUAAAGGGAAGGAGAUUCUGCAACGUGCAGAUCCUCCAAAAACAAAUGUGACUCAUCACCCCAGACCUGAAGGAGGCGCCACCCUGAAGUGCCGGGCCCUGGGCUUCUAUCCUGCAGACAUCACCCUGACCUGGUAGAGGGAUGAGGAGGACCUGACCCAGGACAUGGAUCUUAUUGAGACCAGACCUGCAGGGGAUGGAACCUUCCAGAAGUGGGCAGCUGUGGUGGUGCCCUCAGGAGAGGAGCAGAGAUACACAUGCCAUGUGCUGCAUGAGGGGCUGCCUGAGCCCCUCAUCCUGAAAUGGGAGCCUCCUCCGUCUCCCACCACCCCCAUCAUGGGAAUCGUUGCUGGGCUGAUUCUCCUUGGAGUGUUGGUCACUGGAGCUGUGGCUGCCAUUGUGAUGAGGAAGAGUACAGCAGCACCAACAAAUAAACCUUAUCCACAAUGCACCUACUACAAAAUCAUUCUCAAACAGUUAUUCCCCAGGAUCCAGAUCUCCAUUAAUCCAGUCCUGGUGACAAAUGCCUGUAGUACUGGCAGCCAGGAGGCCGAGGCACAAAGACUGAAGAUUCCAGGUUGUUCACCUUCCACUAAGAUUGCUACAGCCAAGAAGCUAAAACUGCUGGGUGAUGCUGGCACAGGCCUUUAA